CCAGCAGAGUUAUUUUAGUGGUGGUACUUGGUGUUAAAAAGUUUGUUCACGGGAAUGACGGAUGGAAAUCCGUCGUAAACCGAGGACUCCCUUAAUGAGCCAAUUAUCAGUCUGACUCAUUUGACAUAGUUAUGAGAGAACUUGUUGCUUGAAGGCAAAAAUGUCUACAAGUAUCAGCGACCCCCAGCCGUGAUACUUAACAAAACUUGGCUUCUCUCGCUCCGGUCGGUCAGCAACAGGACCCCCACCCAUCCACCUGCGUCCAUUGCAACCCAACAUUAAUCCUAACUACACCGCAGGACACAUUCCAAUUUCACACUUCCCCUCCGAAAUACCGAUCUUAUCUGGACUCUAACCCGCUUAACUCGACUGUUUUCAUUAUUACAAGUAUAUUUUUGAAACGGUUUAGUAGCCAGGAUGGACUCGAAGCGAGAUACUAAAGAGCAAGAGGGAGAGGUCGAGAAGAUUACCGCUGUGCUGCUCAAGUCUCACUCGGGGGAGUUUGAUUUGGAGUCCAUACUGUUUCUCAAAUUCAGGGGUCUCGGUAUACACGAUCUUGGCUGUAUAGGAGAGUGUAUGAAUUUAGAGAGACUGGACCUCUCUGGAAAUAAUAUUGUCAAUUUAGCUCCGUUGUCAUCACUUCGACUGCUUUCUGUUCUCAAUUUGUCUUCUAACAGGAUUUCUAAUUUAGAGCCCCUGUACAGUUGUGACAAUCUACAGAAUUUAAACCUUGCUGGUAAUAUUAUCUCCAGUAUCGAUAACCUUAUCUGCCUUCAGUCUUUGAGAAAACUAGAAAGUAUUCGUCUUAACGACAACACAUACAAUUAUUCAAAUCCAGUCUGCAGAAACGUGUCAUAUAGAACUGUCGUUCUUGAGAUGUUCCCUAACGUCAAAGUGCUAGAUGGCGAGAGAGUUGUUGGACGUGGGAGCGACUUAUACCAACUAUGCAAAGACAUUGAUGACACCAUUAAAGCCGGUCUUUACAAAAAUGGACAACUUGUUGAACAUCAGGAUUGCAAGCCAUGGGUGGAGGAUACUUACUGGGAAAUCAAACGAUCCAACAACGCCAUCGUUGAAGAAGCCUACAAGCAGUUUAAUGAUAUUCUUCAUGAAUGCAGACUCCUAAACAACAGAGCAACUCAUGCAAUUUCCCAGACUGAAAGAUCAAUGAGCUUGAAGAAGCAGCCAAAGCAGUAUGCCAUCUGAAAUAGAUCUUUUCUAAGUAUUGUUAAAUAAAAAUGCCAGUGCUGUAUGUGCAGUAGUAAGUAAGUUAGGCCCAAGAUAGACAUUUCCAGACGUACACUAUAUGCUGCUUUGUUGAGCUUGUUCACAUUUUAUUGCACCCACUUUUGGAGGAUACUUUAUAUUGUAGACAGGAGAUAUCGUUACUGGCACACUGUGCAUUUUGUGCCAUUUCGUAGCCUGCAUUAAUGCAGAGAAAAUAUGCUGCUAAAAUCUCUAAAUGUUCCAAGUAAUUUAAGAGCUUUUCCAUUUUGCUGGAUCAUUUUGGGAACCUCCCAUUGCUCUGCUUUUUUUGACCUGUAGCGAAAUGUGAUUGAAUGUUGAUCUGUUUAUACCUGUUUUAUACCAUAAAGAUUAUUGCCUAUAAAAAAAAGUGU
Messenger RNA from Corythoichthys intestinalis (scribbled pipefish), 1619 nucleotides. It is a transcript of the gene lrrc61, whose product is annotated as leucine rich repeat containing 61. NCBI's taxonomy places the organism in Eukaryota, Metazoa, Chordata, Actinopteri, Syngnathiformes, Syngnathidae. The transcript has 9 exons. The coding region runs from base 418 to 1206 and encodes 262 amino acids. Gene Ontology annotation, molecular function: protein binding. The record is from RefSeq and is a predicted model, not a curated record.